This is a messenger RNA of Aphanomyces invadans, 1245 nucleotides long. RefSeq lists its product as hypothetical. Gene Ontology annotation, biological process: activation of GTPase activity; nucleocytoplasmic transport. Gene Ontology annotation, cellular component: cytosol; nucleus; perinuclear region of cytoplasm. Gene Ontology annotation, molecular function: GTPase activator activity; small GTPase binding. The record is from RefSeq and is a predicted model, not a curated record. The transcript has 7 exons. NCBI's taxonomy places the organism in Eukaryota, Oomycota, Saprolegniomycetes, Saprolegniales, Verrucalvaceae. The coding region runs from base 1 to 1245 and encodes 414 amino acids.
AUGAUGAUGACGAUGGACCCGUCGCAAACCUUUGGCAUGGAUGACGAGUUCGACAUCGAUUUGGACAAGCUGCCGGCGGACGAGAGAGAUACGAUCUUAAGCAACGUCACGCCGGACGACAGCGCACCACCAGACGCGUAUUCCCUCGGCCAGAACGACCUUCGACGCGAACUUAUCGAUCGCGGGAUUCAACCGAAGGGAUUUUUCAACGACGAUGCGCUACGAUUGCAGGAAGAAUUCGACCGCGAGCAUGUGUCCGAACGCGAGUCCAGGAUGAAGCACAAGAUUCAGAUGGCAGCCAAGAGCUACCUCCGUGAAACGAUCAAGCGCAAGCGUGAACAGAUGGACACCGAGCUCCGAGAAGAGAUCGACGAACUCGCAGAGAACCCCAAGCUCGAAGUGUGGCUCGACCUCGUCAAGGAAAACACGACACCGGUUGAGGCGCUGCUGCGUGUGAACUCUGUUGCGACGCGCGCCCUCUCGAAGGUGCUUCCAUUCAACUUGAGCCUCCGCGCGUUGAACUUAAGCGGCAACCAGCUCAACGACAUGGCGGGCAAGGCGUUGGCGAAUGUCCUUCGCCGCAACAACUCUCUCGUGAAGAUGGAACUUGAGGGCAACGAGUUUGGGCCAGCCACGGCCAAGGAGUUUGCGUCGGCGCUCUCCACCAAUUCCGGGCUGACGUAUCUGAGCUUGGAGAGCAAUCCCCUCACAAGCGACGAGGCUGACUUUUCUGGCAUUGCCGCGCUGAGCCAGAUGCUGACCACCAACACAACCUUAACUAGCCUCAACUUGUGGCGCACGCGCCUUGGCAUCGACGGUGGAAAGGCGCUGGCGAAAGGCAUGUCUGAAAACAAAACGAUGUUGUGUCUCGACAUUGGAAACAACAAGGUGGCCUUGACUGAUGCGACUAUGAUUUCCCGCACGUUGGCCGAGAACUUGGAUCGGUACGACGCCGUCCAGCGCAAGAAAGGCGAAAUGAAGAAAGGUCAGAUGGAGGCGGCGGAGCGUAUGCGAAAACAGCAUGAAGAAGAACGAAAGCAAAAGGAGCAUGAGCAAUGGCUGGACGAACGACGCGUGGAGCGGCAAACUGAACGCGAUCGCAUCGAAGCAGAGCGGCAGAGAAAGCUCAAGGAAGAAGAGGAUCGACAACGCCAGAUCUCGGACCGCAAGGCGGCGGAGCGGGCCGCUCAGCUCGAGCUGGAAAAGAAGAAGAAGAAAAAGAAGGGCGGAAAGAAAAAGAAGUAG